CAGUCGCUCUAAGUCAUUAUGCAAAUUGUGUGGCGAAAAAAUCGAAAUGCUCCGAGGAGUUUUCAGUCGUUCCGAAAUAUUUGUGAGGUUGACAUAUCCGCGUCGAAAACAAUCUUUGUGAUUGGUAUGGUGUACACAGAUGGUUUCCAUGUUGAUAAUUCAUAAAUGCCACGGGAGAGCGGGCGUAUCGUCGGGGCGCUGAACGGCGGGGGCGCGGGGGGUGUCUCGCCGGCUUUUCCCGUCAGGAAGGAACGUCUCGAGGGCAAGUCCAAGAAGGAGCUGCGAGACGAGGCCGCCCGAGUGCUGCACCAGGCCGAUCGCGUCGAUUGCGUCACUGAUGCUGGAUCAGGUGUCUCUCCUGAAAAAUUCUAUACCCUUCCGACUCGGAAGAAACAUAAAGAAUUUCAAGCUGGAUCACUCGACAGACGGUCUCUUCGUAGAAGCUCACUAGAAUUCAACCCACUCAAAAAACCUCCAAGGACCUUCGCAGCAGUUAGUACACCGAAUAUAUCUGAGAAAACAUCAAUUUUCGACUUGUUCAAGAAGGAAAAGAAUCCCCAAAAAAAGAAAUCGAACUUACGACGUAGUGUCAGUGAUGUUUCGCAAACUAAAUUAAAAGUGUAUGGACAGGGUGAUAGGCGACUAAAACGUUCAGGAAGUGAUAGUAAAGAGUUAGUGAAAAAAACUGGUGAGAAGAAACAGUUGUCACCCAUAAUCGAAGUAACCCAAAGGGAUGACUACUUUUCAGCUCCAGAAGACGACACAAAUAAAGAGAAUAUUCGUAAUGUACGUGCUCCUCUAAGAAAGAAGAAAAAGGAAAGUAUUACUGAGAAACUCAAACAGUACAUAGAUGAAGUCGAUGAGGAACUAUAUAAAGAAACUGGCGUAAGAGUCACUCUCGAAGAAGUGAAAAAACCCCAGCCCAUUAUCAUUGAUGUUGAUAAGGCAGAGAAGAUUUCCAGUGGUGGCAAAAAAUUCAAACACACUGCUCUAGGUAAAAAACUGAAAUCGAUCACGAAUAGAAAGAACAAGACAAAUGAUGCUAAUAACGCUAAAACGCUAUCCAAGAAAGAAAUCAGAACUGAAAUACAAGCUCCUGUUUCUCAAGAGAACAUAAAUAAAGAUAUCCAGGAUAAUUCUAAUACUGGACCUCUUAUAAAAGCUGCAAUAGAUAACUUGGAACAUCCAAAAGAAUCGCCAAAAAUGAUUCACAGCAGUCAAAAACCAGUGGAGAAAUUACCUCUCACAAGAGGUAGAACUGUUAACAGUAUGGUGAAGAGAUUGAGUAAUGACUCUGGCUCACCACCUCCCCCAAAAACUAGCAUUAUGAUCACACCAAUUGCUUCCGUUCAGCACAAUAACAACCAACCUUUCUCCUACACUAGAAGCAGUCCAGACAAGUAUAUUGAACAUCCUCCUAGUCUUGGUAGUCCAAUAAUUUAUGCCCAAGUAGUAUGUGGUAACAACGGGAAUGGACUUUCGAAACAAACCAUUCACACAACGUACACCAAUGGCAAAAAACAUCCUCAUUCGGACUCGGACGAAGGUUUGGGAGGUGAAGAAAAUCCAGGAUUCAUUCGAUUGGAGAAAUCCAUCACUCACUUCGGGGAUGACAAGCGAAAUAAUCAGUUCUUUGAUGAAGUGGAUAAACAAGAAGAAGAGCGCCCCAUCAAACCAAAUUUUAGAAAUCCAUCCUACAACGGAUACUCGAGUCAUGAGCGGAAAAUCGAACACAAGGGGUACAUAGACUCUUCCUCGAGAGGAAGAGGCGAUGGCAUGGAUGCCAAGAGACGAGAAAGCCUAACUGAACCACACGAGAACGGUUUGUUCUCUGCGAACCUCGCGAACGGUCGUAGCGAUCUUGCUGCAAGGAGAGACCAGCUCGAAUCAAGAAUUAACAGGAGACUCAACGACAACUCUAUACGUACUUCCCCGGAGUACGUGAAGCACUCUUCACCUUCUAAUGUGUACAUUUCCGAAUCUACCUCAAAGUACUACAGAGGGCGAUCAUCUAGUCCCGUAGGUUAUAGCGAAAAGUUUUCAUCUGAAACGAGGACUGACGAGUAUGGUAAACCUCACACGACUGAGUCGAGGUCAACACAAUACUUUGGAGAUCCUAAAGAUAGGUUGGAGUUCGACAAUCGCUUGAAAUCCAGUGGUUACUACUACAACGGUUCCGAAAAUGAGCCCAAAAGUUUUGAUUCACAGCUGAGCGAUUACAGGUCAUCACCUGAAAAUAGGAAAGUUGAAACUAGUCACAGAUACAAUAGAUUGGAAGGCCAUACUUUGCACAAAGAUCGAGCCAUGUACAAAUCAACUCCAGAAAUCCACCUGAGAACUCACCAAGAAGACCACGAUUCCAUCAGGAGGGAGAAAACUGAUUCAAGGGUCAGUUCCAAGUACAGAAUAGACAGGUAUGAUGAUAACGAGAGAAAAGACAAGUUCGGAGACUCCGGGAUCGAGAAUGAUUUUAGGAGAGAUUCGGGAGAGAAUUCUAGAGGAACCCGAUCGCGUAACUCUAGAAGGGAUUACUGCAACGAAAGUGAGGAUGAGGGAUUCGCGAGUUCCUUGCUCAUAGCAAGUGAGAGGCAGCAUACUGAGAACAGCAUCAAUCAAAGGAGGAGAUGGGAGUACGAUUCGGAUCGAACCUAUUCUAGGGAAGAUGAUCCUUAUCGUAAUUUGGAGAGUUUGGAGUACAAGGAGAAAUACAGGUCAGAUAAUUAUGCACCCAGGGAGAGGAGUAUAGAUGAUGGAUCGCAUUACGAUCCUAGGAUAGAUAAGGAUGUAGAAAGGUCUACGAUGAAGAGGAUCGAGAAGAAGCCGCCAAAACCGGAGAAGAAGAGUGGACUAGACAAGGUGAAGUCGCUCUUCACACGUGACAGCAAGAAGAAGAAAGAAAAACAGCAACCUGGCAUGGUCCGAGAAGAAAUUCUGAGAGCAAGAUAUGUCGAGUACAAAGCGAGAGAACCUGUUGAAGAAAAAUACAGAAGAAAAGAUGCCACCGAAACCAGAACGGGUCAGGACUACAGCCAUAGAAGGAGACUUUCAACGCCGAGCCCGAGUCCAACCCGAGAACCUCAACGAAAUGGAAAAUCCGAAUCCAGCCAUGGUAGUUGGUUUAAAUCUUUAGACCGACUAUCCAGAAAGAAACCGAAAGCGGGAGAAAAGGAGGGCAACUUCACUAGCGGCACAGAAGAAGAAACUCCUUCCAAACCCACUCCCACGAAGAGUCUCCGUUUCUUCGGAGACACCGAUAUCGAAUCGAACGACAGCAUUGGUCAGAAAUCAUCUCUGAAACAGCGAUCGGCAACUAACCUCAAAGCGCGAAGCCAAUCCACCAGAGACCUCCAUAACAUAUCUGAAGAGAACAGGACCCAUAAUGGCCUGAAAUCGAGAAGCAGUAGCUACAAGUCGAUGACCAACGUGUCGGAAACCGAGAGGGACGUGAAGGGAUCCCGAUCCAACCUCAAGCCUCCCAUAUCCCCCAAUCAUCACGUCUCUAGGAAUACUUCGUCCAGGCAGGAUAAGGACCGCAGCAGACGAAGAAAGAACGAAGUGAGCUCUGUGGAGAGCUCAACCGAAGGGGACAGCAGCCAGCAGUCUCAGAGGAGUAUCGUGUAUUUACAUGCUGCUACAGUUGGCGACAUCCCUGGUCCUGGCUACUUGAGGAACGGCAGGCGGUCCGCCUCAAGAGAAGAACUAGCGUCAAACAGCUCCAGCCGUCUCCAGCCCCAAGUGAAAACCCUCAGCAGGUCAUUCUCGGUCCUGGCCCCGUGGAGGCCGCGCCACGUCCGCGAAGGCAUUGACAUAGACUACACCCAGUACCCGAAACCCGUCAAAAACGGCAAAUACGAGCAAAAAGUAAACAAGAGCUCGUCCAGCCGCAAAGAUAACUCUUCCACGCUGAAGAAGAAAGCGCAAGAGACCAGGAAGAACCAAGCCAACUCCACGCUGAAGAAGUCCAAGGAGAAUGUGUCGACGCAAGCUCUGAGACGUUCCAGAGAAGAUGUGUCUAAGGGGUCCAGCUCCACCCUCUACAAGAAGAAGGAGAGGCUGCCGAGAGAAAACUCUAGAUACAGUCGCGACAAAGAGGACAGGAAGGUCGCUUCUAAAAGUUUGUCGGUGGAGUCCCUUGGUAGCAAUGGAAGGAAGUAUAGGGAGGAAGGAAGAGAUAUUUCCAGAUCAGUUUCGAUGCCUAGAAAUCCGGAGAAGUCUGCAGGCUGGUUCAAAAUGUCGAAGAAGAACAAUAAAUUGUCGAGUAGCACACAGAGACUGUGAUUGAAUUUAGUUAGGUAUAGCUUGUUAGUUAGAUAGUGAUAGAGAGGCGGAAUUCCACUACAGUGGCGUAUCACUCAAAAUACUAUGUCAAAUGAAAUUCUGCCUACAGUAUACUUCACAUGAUGCUGAAAUGCAAUCAGAAUAGGAGAAAGGAGACUCGUGUUGAUACAAAGUCGUGUUGUUUUUUAUAUUGAUCUAAAUACCAGGAUAUUUUUAUUUCAAACUUAUUUCCGAAAUUGGAAAUUGAGGGCCUAGAUAUCCCCACUUAGUCCAUCUGACAGGAAUAACAUUUAUCGAAAUAUCUUCUGACUAUCUCAAGAUGACGAGUUGAUCUUUAUAAAUCAAAUAUAAUAAGUAUCUUGUAUUUUUGCGGUGUAGAGAUUUCGAAUAAUUCCGAUAUAGCUCUUUUGCAAUAUUUGUUUACAAUCAAACUGCAUCAAAAUUUUAUCCGUUUACAAUAGCUUGCCUUAGAAUUGGUUAUGGAUAAUAUAGCUCCCACGGACUUUCGGAAAUGAGUUUUUAAAUAAUAAACAAUUCUGGAUCACCUUUUUAUGAGAAGGUAUUUUUAUACUUCGUGGCAUAUGAAUGUGGGGUAGUUUUCAAUAAAUAUUGCAGAAUUUUUAUUCUCACUGUUUCCUAACACGACCAGACUUAUCUGAUAAAAUUUGACCAUUCAUAUAUUAAUUUCAACAAUGAACAAAAAUUUGAACGAAUGAAAUCGCACCGUUUCCUACUCAAUAAAUUAAGAAUAUAACUAAUCAAAUUCACCUAUCUAUUUCAAGAUGCUGUAUUUUCACUAGAAGCACCUAAGUAUUCGGUUUUCAAGGACAUAAUUUCAACAACGAGAUAAACACGUUUCAGAUACGCCACUGGACAGAAAAUAGUGCCAUCUUUCAUUAGAAAUGUACCUUGAAGCAAUGAGCAGACUAUUCAUGUCCUUAAUUAUAUGUUCUUCGUGAAUGUAUUAUCUCAAAUGAUCGAUUAAGUUAUGUAAGUGUUUGGACAUUUGAAAAGUUUGACUUCAAGGUAUGGACUUGUUCUCUCACAUUUACUGGUUAAAUUGUGUCCGAGAUGAACCAAUUUAUCUAAUUCACAAAAACGCACGUGCCUUAUAACUUUAAAAUUAGAAGUAAAUUUGAUUUCUCUUUCAUUAUGUCGUACGAAGGCCUAGUGAAAAGGAAAUGGAAUUUUAAUGUUAAGUUUUAAUUAAGGUUUUCGAACGUGAAUGCCAUUAUGUAGGUAUAGGAAGACCUACACAAAUCUUAUCCACAAUCUUAAUUUCAGAAUGCCUACUUUACAUUAGUAUCGAGAAGGGAGAAUGAUUAAAUUUGAAUAAAGACUCUGUUCAAGAUAUUGAGAUAAAAAAUUAUGAAUGAAGUGGUCGUAAAUCCAAAUGAGACACCUCUAGAAACUCUCCAGACAUUCAGAAGCUACAACUGCGCUAUUUCGAAGGCAAUUCUUUGGUGUCUAAUUUAUAUUUCUGACUACUUAUACAGAAGAGAUAUCUUCUCUACAAACUUAAUUUUUGAUAUCUUAAAAAUUGAACUUUGCAUUCGUGGAUCACGUCAUACAUACUAUAUGGCUGAUUCACAACAGAUGGCACAUUAGACGUUUCUGGUGAACCGGACACGGAUCACUUUUAGAAUUUGAUGUAGGGCAUAUUUGGACAUUAUCUUUUCAGCUAAAAUAUUCUCAAUACCAGUUCUACUUGAAAAUAGUAGCAACUUCGAUAUUUCAAAUGGAAAACCCUAUAAAGUGUUGAAAAUGUCGAAUAGUUGUUGGGGAAUUGUAUGUUGAUUCUAAAAGAAAUAUAUAUAUAUAUAUAUAUAAUAUAUAAGGUGUUUCAUUCGAAAAAUCAAAGUUGCUAGUACUUUCUAAUAGAAGUGGCAACACCGCAUCAUCGAAAAUAUUUUAGUUGGGUAGAAAAUGUCCAAAUAUGCUCUCCAUCAAAUUUUAAAAAUUAUCCGUAUUCUGGUUCACCAGAAAUUGCUGAAUGUGCCCACCGUGAGUCAGCCUGUAAAGUGCCGUAGUAUUUCUUUUUAAUUAUAGGUAUAUAUAAACUUUCACUUCGUAAUUGAAUAUUAUGGUGCUAUAUUAGUAAUAAUUUUUUUAUUUGUAAAACAUCUGUAAAUAACCGAUUGUAUUUGUUGUAAAUCUUGGGUAAGGUGAAACCUGUAUUAUUAUGAGUUCAAUUUCCUCAUAAAAUGUAAUAUUGUUUGUUACCGAAACGCCUGUAAUAGAAAUGACUCGUUGAUUUGUAGAAAUAUUGAAAUAACUCCGUUGUCACAAACGUUUUCACUUAACAAUGCAUUUUGUAAUUAUGUGCUACAUAUUAAAUAUAAUAUGAAAAUAAACGAAUUUUAAUACAA
Molecule: messenger RNA, 6647 nt
Organism: Phaedon cochleariae (mustard beetle)
Lineage: Eukaryota; Metazoa; Arthropoda; Insecta; Coleoptera; Chrysomelidae
Source: the annotation of a GenBank genome assembly